This is a messenger RNA of Neltuma alba, 1396 nucleotides long. Its product is annotated as binding partner of ACD11 1. The coding region runs from base 214 to 975 and encodes 253 amino acids. Gene Ontology annotation, molecular function: RNA binding. NCBI's taxonomy places the organism in Eukaryota, Viridiplantae, Streptophyta, Magnoliopsida, Fabales, Fabaceae. The record is from RefSeq and is a predicted model, not a curated record. The transcript has 5 exons.
UUGGGCGCUAUCCUUCGUCUGAUACCCUGCUUCAUCUCAAUUUUCUAUUUUCUCAAGAUCCACUGCUAUCUUCAGACUUCAGCCCCUCCUUUCUUCUCAGUUUCAAAUUCUCGCUUUUUCGUCAAGUUCUUUAAUAACAUUCGGUGCUCUUCUACUGCCUUCAGGUCUAUUCAUUCCAAAUUUUCCAGUUGAGGCUUCAGUCACUGGACAAUAAUGAAUUCCGGUGGUUACACCGCCGAAGUCACCAAAUUAUCCCCUAGAGCGACAGAGAAGGAUGUGCACAAUUUUUUUGCCUACUCUGGUGUAAUUGAGCAUAUUGAAAUCAUCAGAUCUGACGAAGAUGCGAAUACUGCAUAUGUGACCUUUAGGGAUGCUUAUGCUCUGGAAACUGCCUUGUUGCUGAAUGGAUCUGUGAUUGUCGAUCAACCCAUAUGCAUUUCUCGCUGGGAAGGUUCCAUAGAUGACUGUGAUAACUGGAGUAGCCUUGCAUCAAGACCUGAAGACAGUAGCUCAUCAGAUAUUCAUCUGCACAAAUUUGUUUCCACCCCAGGGGAGGCAGUAACUAUGGCGCAGGAGGUUGUGAAAACAAUGGUAGCCAAGGGAUAUGUGCUGGGGAAAGGUGCACUGAUCAAGGCAAAAGAUCUUGACGAGUCUUAUCGAGUAUCAUCCACAGCGGCAGCCAGAGUUGCGGAGCUCAGCAAAAAAAUUGGGUUGACUGAUACAAUUAAUUCCAGCCGGGAAACUUUCAAAUCAGUGGACGAGAAGUAUCAUGUUACCGAUAUCACCAAAUCAGCUGCGACAGUUACAGGGACAGCUGCUAUAGCUUUGGCUAAAGUUACAGGGAGGGCGGCAGUGACGGCUGGUAAUGCCGUCGUCAAUAGCAGUUACUUUGCAAAGGGAGCUCUCUGGGUUUCAGAUAUGUUGACUAAUGCGGCCAAAGCUACUGCUGACUUGGGUCAGCGAAGCAACAAAUGAAACUUCAAACUGAAACUGUCGUAUUCUAAGGUUGGUUUUGGUAUAAAACUAGAUGAAUAUCUUUAGGAACUUUGUGCAGUUGUCAAGUGCGUCCGUCUAUCUGUACAAGUAAUGAAGUGCUGAUACUGGGAUGGUGAUUGGGCCUAAGCCAUUGAUCUGCUGUACAUGGGCGCGUAUUAAAUUAAAACAUUGGAACAUCUGUUGAUUGGGAGCAUUAGAUUUGGAGGACCCCAGAUCAGAUCAGCAGCUAACUUGUAAGUACUCAAGCUUCCUGUUGUCAACAGAACAAUAACAUGUUGAUCUUCAUAUUUUCUUGCUUUGUAUUGCAUAAAUAAUUCUGUAUAAUAUGCAGAAAUAAACUUGAGUGUCUAAACGCGAACUGAUGUCUGACUUCUGAAACGCGUUGCGGCAAAAUACGUAA